This is a messenger RNA of Lotus japonicus, 2110 nucleotides long. Its product is annotated as ethylene-responsive transcription factor RAP2-7. Gene Ontology annotation, biological process: regulation of DNA-templated transcription. NCBI's taxonomy places the organism in Eukaryota, Viridiplantae, Streptophyta, Magnoliopsida, Fabales, Fabaceae. The record is from RefSeq and is a predicted model, not a curated record. Gene Ontology annotation, molecular function: DNA-binding transcription factor activity; DNA binding. The transcript has 10 exons. The coding region runs from base 408 to 1760 and encodes 450 amino acids.
CCCUCUUAAAACGGUUCACAAAGCAAACGUGUUUCUUCACACUUCUCUCCCGGCAACGGAAUCAAAUAGCCACCGACGUUUUCACUUUCCGGCGACGAUGAACUCAUCGCCGGCGAACUGAGCUCGCCUCUCUCCCCUCUCAGUCUCAACCUGUUUCCGUGAGCUCCAUCCUCUUCGUUCCACUUCCGCUCGCCGGAAAAAUCCGCCGGCGAUCGUUACUCCGAUUUUCUCUCCACUCUUCCUUAACUGUUUUCUUACAUUACCUGUUUCAUCUGAUCUUUUUUUAUCGGAUCCAUUUUCGCCGGCGGAAUCAUCAUCGCCGGCGACGUUGAAGCGAAGCUAGUUGUUGAUCAUAAAAUUGGAAAGGAGAAGUUCAAAGAGUUAAUUUCAGUUGAAGAUAAACUGUCAUGUUAGAUCUUAAUCUCAAUGCUUACUCAGCCGAUUCGACUCAGAACGGCGACUCGCCGUCGCAGAUGCUGUCGGAGGAGUUUCCAGAAGGUUCGUGGAAUCAAAUGGCGGAGUCAGGAACUUCGAAUUCCUCCGUCGUCAAUGCGGACGGGUCCAGCAACGAGGACUCGUGCUCCACGCGCCCCGAUGACUCGUUCACCUUCCAAUUCGACAUCCUGAAGGUGGAAGGAGCAACCGACGUCGUGACGAGGGAGCUGUUCCCCGUGAGCGGAGGAGUGGACGGCGGGAACUGGCAGUUGCACGGUGCGGCGUCGUUUCAGCGCUCGGUGGAUCUCUCGUUUGAUCAAGUCCGAGGGAACAGCGAGAUGGUGAAAAUGGUCCAGCCUCAUCAGCAAGUGAAGAAGAGUAGGAGGGGACCAAAGUCUCGUAGCUCGCAAUAUAGAGGGGUCACCUUUUACAGAAGAACUGGAAGAUGGGAAUCCCAUAUCUGGGAUUGCGGGAAACAAGUCUAUUUGGGUGGAUUUGACACGGCUCAUGCUGCUGCUAGAGCGUAUGAUCGAGCUGCGAUUAAGUUCAGGGGAGUUGAUGCUGACAUUAAUUUCAACCUGAUUGAUUAUGAGGAUGAUCUUAAACAGACGGAGAAUUUGUCCAAGGAAGAAUUCAUACACAUACUCCGUCGCCAAAGUACUGGUUUCUCGAGGGGGAGUUCAAAAUACCGUGGAGUAACACUCCACAAAUGUGGCCGUUGGGAAGCUCGAAUGGGGCAAUUGCUUGGCAAAAAGUAUAUAUAUCUUGGGUUAUUCGACAGCGAAGUAGAAGCUGCAAGGGCUUAUGACAAGGCAGCUAUCAAAUGCAAUGGAAGGGAAGCAGUGACUAACUUUGAGGCAAGUACAUACGAACAAGGGAGGAAAUCUGCAGCCAUAAAUGAAUUUGGCAGUCAAAAUCUUGACCUUAAAUUGGGCAUAGCAACCCCAGGACCUGCUCCAAAGGAAAAUCGGGAGCAACUUCAGUUUUCCUCCAUCCCUUACAACAUGCAUGCUGGAAGAAGUUCAAGGGUCGUAACUGAAGAGCGUCCUUCUGUAUGGAAUGGCAUAUGUCCUAGUUUCUUCCCCAAUGAGCAGGAAGGAGCAGAGGGUAUUAGCAUAGAUCCUUCAAAAGGACUCCCCAAUUGGGCGUGGCAAACGCAUGGUCAGGUGAAUACUGCCCCAGUCCCACCAUUCUCGGCCGCAGCAUCAUCAGGAUUCUCAAUUUCAGCUACCUUUCCAUCAACCACCAUCUUUCAAACAAGAUCCACAAACUCAAUUCUGCCGAGUCCAUGUUUUACUCCACCUCAAUAUUAUUACCAUGGUUAAGUCCCCGCAGGCUCCACCCUAGCUUUCCUGGUAACACAGAUGAAACUUGAAACACAAACCAUAGGAAUGAAGAGUGUGUGUGUGUGUGUGUUCAAAAUUCUUUGUAUGAUUCAGGGACUGAUUGGUGUAUACUGAGGCUCGACACUUGAUUGAUACCUCUUGUUAAAACCCUUAUGGCACAUAUUACAUUGAAGGAAAUGCCAUUUUUUAGUGCACUGGUACUACAAUGGUGCUGUCAUUCUCAAAUUAGCUGUUAGCAGUUGAAAUUCAUUGUAUUUUCUCACCAGUCUUGAGACCAUGGGCCCUGAUUGUGCUUCCUAUAAAUGGGAGGAAUGGAAGAGUUUUUUACA